AAAAAUAUCAAGCAGCCACCGCCGGACGACCUUUCUUAUUUGGACCAAGUUGGAAACGGAGAGCCUCUAUUUUUCUAAAUAUGAUUUAUUAAAAGGUUGUUUUAAAGAACUCACACGUAUUCAAAUUAUUUGGAUUAAGAAAUGUUUCGUAUAUCAGUUACAGUUUGUGGUCGGCAUAUUGGUAAAAGGGUGAGUAUUAUUAAGCUGGCUUCAUCUUUCUCUGGAGAGUACACUCUACCCCCAAAUUUACUCAUCCCUUCCAAUCUCGUGGACCCUGCAAGAACAAGGAGGCCCCCUCCUCCAUCAGACUCCGGUCUUCCUGUGUUGAGAAGGUGCGAAGCUGCUGUUCCUAUACAUCUGAGCCCUGUACGGACAUGGGUGGAGACGUUGGGGAAGCGGGACAGCGAGCCCUUGGGUUUGGUUGACCUCCACCCUGAUAUCUUUGCAGUCCCUGCCAGGGUUGACAUACUGCAUGAUGUUGAAAUGUGGCAGAGGAGCUUCAAGCGAAUUAGUUACGCCCACACAAAGGUCAGAUCCGAGGUGAGAGGCGGGGGGAGAAAACCUUGGAAGCAGAAGGGAAGCGGGAGAGCCAGGCAUGGGAGCAUCAGGUCCCCUCUAUGGAGAGGAGGUGGUGUUUCUCACGGACCCAGAGGACCAACCAGUUAUUACUACAUGUUGCCUAUGAAGAUACGUGUUCAAGGACUUAAGAUUGCCCUUAGCUCCAAACUGGCCCAGGAUUAUCUUCAUGUGGUUGACACUCUGAACAUCCCAACACCUGACCCAGAGUACCUAAUGGACCUCAUCAGAUUCAGAUACUGGGGCGAGUCUGUUUUGAUAGUUGAUGCGUGUGAAGAGUUUCCAGAGAACAUCCUUCAGGCCACAGAAAGCCUGAAGACUGUGAAUGUCAUUCCGGCCAUAGGGUUGAAUGUUCACAGCAUGCUAAAACACGAGGUCCUGGUUCUCACCCUGGAGGCAGUGAAGUUUCUGGAAAACAAACUGCUUUGGCACAACGAACGCUUCUCACCGCUAUACCCAUUCAAACUCCCCUACACUGACUUGCCUUGAAAGCACUUGCUGAAGUGAUAGCAUCAUGUAAAUAUUUCAAUUGAUCCAUAAGGUUGUCAUGUCUUUAAUGUUUAAUAAAAACCUGGAAUAAAUA
This is a messenger RNA of Esox lucius (northern pike), 1159 nucleotides long. RefSeq names its product mitochondrial ribosomal protein L4 (gene mrpl4). Gene Ontology annotation, cellular component: ribosome. Bases 142 to 1065 code for a protein of 307 amino acids. The record is from RefSeq and is a predicted model, not a curated record. Gene Ontology annotation, molecular function: structural constituent of ribosome. NCBI's taxonomy places the organism in Eukaryota, Metazoa, Chordata, Actinopteri, Esociformes, Esocidae. Gene Ontology annotation, biological process: translation. The transcript is spliced from 9 exons.